CCAACCACUAGAUGCCCGUCCUCUCCCUGAGGAGAGAACCCAGGAGUCCUGCUCUAACAUGCCCGACAUCCCUCACCACCUCACACUCCCAUCCCUGGUCCUUCUCCUAGUCCUGUUGGGUUUCUGUCCAGGGGCGUCUGUGCCCCUCACACAGCCUACCAGCGCCAUCUGCUGCUCCUCUGUGGGCAUCUCUGCUCCAGAGCCAUCUGCGGUGCCAGGCCUGGGGCGUACGGCCCCCCGGUGACCCUGCGGUGCCAGGCCUGGGGCGUACGGGCCCCCGGUGACCCUGCGGUGCCAGGCCUGGGGCGUAUGGGCCCUCCCGACCCUGCGGUGCCAGGCCUGGGGCGUACGGGGCCCCCGGUGACCCUGCGGUGCCAGGCCUGGGGCGUACGGGGCCCCCGGUGACCCUGCGGUGCCAGGCCUGGGGCGUACGGGGCCCCCGGUGACCCUGCGGUGCCAGGCCUGGGGCGUACGGGGCCCUGCUCUCGGGGCGGAGGAGGCUGUAUCCCAAGCCCAGCUGGGGUCAGGGUCGUUACCCCAGCUGCUAUGGCGCGAGUCAGGGGCCAUAUCCCUGGUUGCUAUGGAGCAUGUCUGGAUCAUCAGCAUGGCUCCAGGCCUACCACUGAGGGUGAGUAUUAUGGUCUGCCUUCCCCAUGUUCAGGCUGCUAUGGCACAGGUCAGAGGUCAUAGCCCGGUUGCUAUGGCAAAGGUCGAGUUCAUGGGCCCAGUUUGCCAUGGCGCAGCUCAGGGGCCAUAUUCCUGGUUGCUAUGGCGCAGGUCGGAGGGUCAUGCCCCGGUUGCUAUGGCGCAGGUCAGAGGUCAUGGCCUGGUUGCUAUGGCGCAGGUCGGAGGGUCAUGCCCCAGUUGCUAUGGCACAGGUCAGAGGUCAUGGCCUGGUUGCUAUGGCGCAGGUCGGAGGGUCAUGCCCCAGUUGCUAUGGCGCAGGUCAGAGGUCAUGGCCUGGUUGCUAUGGCGCAGGUCGGAGGGUCAUGCCCCGGUUGCUAUGGCGCAGGUCGGAGGGUCAUGCCCCAGUUGCUAUGGCACAGGUCAGAGGUCAUGGCCUGGUUGCUAUGGCGCAGGCUGGGGGUCAUGGGCCCGGUUGCUAUGGAGCAGGUCAGGGGUCAUGGGCCCAGUUGCUAUGGUGCAGGUCGGGGGGUCAUGGGCCUGUUGCUUAGGAGUAGGUCAGAGGUCAUGGCCCGGUUGCCAUAGCGCAGGUCGGGGGUCACCACCAUGGCGCCAGGAGCGCCCCCGGCGGCGAGUAUUAUGGUCUGCCCCUGCCCCGCGCUCGGGCACUACUUUUCCUGCCGGCGGCGGAGGGAUCAGCCCGUCGAUGGUGGGGAGGCUGCGCGGCCUCGCGCCUCCUUCCCCCGCCCCCGAGCGAGUCCCGGCGGCGCAGGGAUCCGGACGCGGUGACGGGGCUGCGCAUGCGCAGAGCGGGCAGGGAGCAGGCCCCGACCAGGCGGCAGCGGGAGGAGCCGAGCGCGGCGCGGCCGAGUCCUGUGUGGAGUGCGGGGCCCAGAAGUAA
This is a messenger RNA of Malaclemys terrapin pileata, 1525 nucleotides long. RefSeq lists its product as uncharacterized. The record is from RefSeq and is a predicted model, not a curated record. The transcript is spliced from 3 exons. NCBI's taxonomy places the organism in Eukaryota, Metazoa, Chordata, Testudines, Emydidae. The coding region runs from base 581 to 1525 and encodes 314 amino acids.